CUGAAGCAGCGGCGGCGGCAGCAGCAGCUCGGCGCUCGGCUCGGUGGUGUUAAACGAGACUGUAAGCUAGGUGGCCGCACGAUCACAUUUAUCGCGCAGAAGCUGUGCCAGACGCACAUGGGAUCCGUCCUGCGUACCGGGGGAUCUUCAGCACCCGCAGCCGAGCGGAGGGCACCAUCAGCCCGGUCAGGAGGAGCGCUCAGCCUGCCUGGACUCUUCCGCUGACGCAAAACAAACGCACAGACACACACACACACACACAAACACACACACACGCGGAACAAACACUACACAUUUCGGAGGUGAUAUUCUUCCUUCCUGAGACACAAAGUGUUAUUUAUUUAUAUCGUAUGCGAGCCUGACAGUCAGCCGCGGCGGACAAACUGCGUGUUAGCGCGGGGAGGUCGGACUUGUUUGGCAGGGGAAACACACUGAAACACACGCGAAAAGACUCCCGUUCUGUCGCCCCCCUUCUUUUAUUUCCUGUCAGUUUUUUUUUCUUCUUCUUGCGAUUUAUUUCCUGCUGCCAAAACCAGGAACCCGGGACUGAGCCCUUACUCCGAGGAUGAAAGAAAACUAGAUUUGCGAUCGAGGCUUUGAGGUUGUUUUACUGGAUUUAUUUCGCUGUGGAGGAAAAGCGAUCCGGGAGCGGAGCGGUGCGCAAAAAAGCCGAGGUCUUCCUCCUCUCUUCUCUCCCUCCUUUCUAUCUCUCCAUCUAUCAAUCUGUCUACCCAUCCUCUUCUAUCUAUCUGUCUCUCCAUUUGUUUCCAUGUUUUUAGGUCCGUGCGAUUUUGCUAAAAUGCAUCAUCAACAGCGGAUGGCAGCUUUGGGAACAGACAAGGAACUGAGUGACUUACUGGAUUUCAGCGCGAUGCGAAACAGCGAUUUGAAAAUGUUCCCAACAUCCAUGAUGUUUUCCCCUCCUGUUAGCAGUGGAAAGAACGGGCCAACCUCCCUGGGGAGCGGACAUUUCUCCGGCUCAAAUAUGGAGGAGAGGACGGGUGCAGCAUCAUGGGCGAGUGGAAGUCGUUCUUCCAAGAGUUAUGCCGAUGGGUCUCAGUACAUGGCGUCACAUGACAGCCUCUCACCUCCGUACACCAACUCCAGGGUAACAGGUAAAACAGAGAGGAGUUUGUACUCAUACGGCAGAGAGUCCAACCCACACUGCCAUCAGUCCAUACUGGGUGGUGGCGAGUUGGGCUUGGGGAGUCCCGGUGCGGCGUCGCCCACUAAGCCAGCCGGUCAGUACUACCAGCACUACAGCUCCAACCCGCGGAGGAGAACGCUGCACAUGGACACCAUGGACAUUCACACAAAAAAAGUGCGGAAGGUCCCCCCUGGCUUGCCGUCCUCGGUGUACGCUCCGUCUGCCAGCACAGCCGACUACAACAGGGACUCACCGGGUUAUCCCUCCUCCAAACCUCCCAGUGCUGGCUUCCCAAGCUCUUUCUUUAUGCCAGAUGGUCACCACAGCGGCGAUCCCUGGACCAGCAGUAGCAGCAGUAUGAGCCAGCAAGGUUACCACGGCAGCAUGCUAGGUGGCGGGAAUUCAGCCCACGGCGCUGCCCAGAGCUCCUCCUACUGCGGGAUUCACCCUCACGACAGACUGAGCUACCCGUCUCACUCGUCUGCAGAUAUCAACUCCAGCCUUCCUCCCAUGUCCAGCUUCCACAGAGGGGGAGGUGGUGGGGGCGGGGCAAAUCACUACAGCACCGCCUCUUGCACUGCCCCUACCAAUGGAACAGACAGCAUCAUGGCUAACCGAGCACAGAGCGGAGCAGCCAGCAGCUCUCAGACAGGAGAUGCCUUAGGGAAAGCACUCGCAUCGAUCUAUUCUCCUGAUCACACGAACAACAGCUUCUCUUCCAAUCCCUCCACCCCAGUCGGAUCCCCACCCUCCCUCACAGCUGCCAGUUCAGCCGUCUGGUCGAGGAAUGGCGGGCAGGGAGCAUCAUCGCCAAACUACGAGGCUCCACUGCACUCUCUGCAAAGUCGCAUCGAGGACCGCCUGGAGCGUUUGGACGAUGCCAUUCACGUACUGCGAAGCCACGCGGUGGGACCGUCAACGGGUAUGGCCAGCGGUCACGGAGACAUGCAUGGCCUCAUCGGGGCCGCACACACGCACAACGGCGCCAUGGGUGCUCUGGGCAGCGGAUAUGGAACGGGGCUGCUAUCGGCUAACAGACACUCCCUCAUGGUGGGCUCUCACAGAGAAGACGGCGGCAGCGUGGGCGGUUUGCGUGGAGGACAUUCGAUGGGGGGUCAGGUGCCGGUGCCUCAGCUGCCGGUUCAGUCGGCCACCUCGCCGGACCUCAGCCAGCCUGACCCGUACCGUGCUCUGUCCGGAGGCCUUCAGGGCCAGAGCACCUCCUCCGUCAGCUCGGAGAUCAAGUCUGAGGACGAAGGAGACGAGAACCUCCUGCAGGACUCGAAGCCCCUGGACCCCAAGAAAGAGGACCCCGACAGCAAGGAGCUCAAAUCUAUUGAGAGGUCAAGAUCUAGCAACAAUGACGAUGAGGACCUGACUCCAGAGCAGAAGAUGGAGAGAGAGAGGGAGCGAAGGAUGGCCAACAACGCACGGGAGCGUCUUCGCGUCCGCGACAUCAACGAGGCGUUCAAGGAGCUGGGCAGGAUGGUCCAGCUGCACCUGAAGAGCGACAAACCUCAGACAAAGUUGCUGAUCCUGCACCAGGCCGUGGCUGUCAUCCUCAGUCUGGAACAGCAAGUCCGAGAGCGAAACCUGAACCCAAAGGCGGCCUGUCUGAAGCGCCGCGAGGAGGAGAAGGUCACCGUGACAUCAGACGGGACUCCCCUCUCACUGGCCGCAGCGCACCACUCCGCCGCCGCCAUGGGUGAUGGGCCGAACCCCAUGGGACAAAUGUAAAACGCAGCAACAUCUCCUCCCCCCUGAAUGGUCCAAGGUGCCAGAGUUCAUCAAGAUGAUGAGUGACCACUUCCUCUGAAGGCAUUUCCAUGACAACCUGGCAAUCGAUCAAAACUGUUGUUGCUUCAGCCUGACCAAUCAGUUUCUCUGGAACCCCAACCUGACCAAUCAGAUCAGCCUUUUUCUCUCCUCUCGUCUGUCGUCUCUGACCCUCCUCUCUGUCAUCGUCUCCUUCUUCUAUCAAGAACACAAACUGCAGAGUCACGUUAGUUGCUUUCGUCACUUUGCAUCUCCAGCUGAAGUGAACUGGAUGCUUCUUUGCGGAAACCUAAAAAAAUGGCCGCUGUGACAUGGCUGCUAUGAAGCGGCAGCUUUUGACACAAAGUGACACCAAUGGACAAGUCUUUGGAAUCACACCAUCGAAGAAACUUCUUCUUGUGCUACAUGUUUUAUCAGCAUUCCCAGUUUUAAAGAACAAAAGGGUUCUAUAUAAAUAUAUAUAUAGUAUAUAUAUAUAUAUAUAUAUAUAAUUAUAUAUAUAUAUGAGAAAAGGAAAAAAUAAUAAAACAUUUAUACUGCACGCGGGCAGUGAGGAGGGAAGGGGUUGGGGAGGGAUGUUCAGAAUGACACAAAACAUAUCACAAAGUGUUUAAAGAGAUUUUUUGUAACAAAAGCAACAUUGCGCAGCUGUUGUUGAAUGCAGCUCCAGCGCAUCUCUGACUGAAUGGCAAUCUAACGCCACACUGUGGAUGAAGCUGUGCCUGAUCUCCUCUUGGAUGCAAACCAGUCAGAUAGAUACACACGGAGAAACAAAGGAAACAAAACUAAGAAAUGAACACAGGCUGCAAACUCAGACACAAACAGUAAGCAAAUUUCCAACUAUAAAUCAAAAUGAAGAAAACAUUAGGACACCAAAUGUGUUGCAAUCAUGCAGCUUUUCAAAGGUGCUUGAAUUGCUGACGGAUUUGAAUGAAAACUUUUGCCAAUGCUUGACUAUCAGAGGCAUCUAGAAAGAAGCAGGGCCAACAAGAAGUGACGACUUCUUCCCUUUCUAAUGCAUUCCCUUACAAAGUGCAAAUAUUUGCAUUGUCAGUGUAAAAGAACCUGAACAUUAGUGCUCCUUGCUGGUGCACACAUUGAGUUUUUGGAGACUGCAAACUUGUGUAAAGUUAUUGUGUGAACACAAAUCCAAAAGCCAGGAUAUUUGUACCCAAAUGACCCGUGUGUAUCUACUGGGAGGAAGAGAGUUCUUAAGGGAAUCAAUCACUGAAUCAGUCAAUCAGCGAGUGACUCCAGAGGGACUGGGGAAUAUUGAUGAAUUACAAUGGAUAGACAGAAAAGAAAAAUGAUGCAGAAAUAGGAAAACUGUACUGUUAAAUGCGGCAGGAAGGAAAGGCUUUCAUGGCAUCCUCGUUUUAGAUUGUUGUUGUGGGUUCAAAUUACAGAAAGAGCUGUAGAGCAAACAUCCUGAAUCAGUCUUUUGUCAGUUAUCCAAUGACAAAGUUUGAGAGUGGUAUCCAGACUGUUACUGAAAUCGAAGGAUUGCUGAACAGAUGGUUGAGGGGACGGACAGAUGACAGGAAAGAUUUUUCAAUUGACGAAGUGGGUUAGAGCUGGCCUGAUCACUGGAGUGAAUUCUAUUCCAUGAUUAGCACAUUCCCUGAAGGCCUGAACUCUGAGAGUUGGUAUGAAGGGGAUUAAAAGCUAGAGGGAGAGAAAAGGAAAAGCAGAGAAUCCACUGGUUUCAAUGACUAAUGACGCUGCAGGGGAAGUAAGGGAACAGUCAUCAGGGCAAGGGGUGUGUAAUUCCUUUCAAGGGUGCAAGCAGCAGUUGUGAAACCAUUCCUGUGUUUGAGUCAUUUGAUUCCCUCAUUUCCUGAUUGAUCUUAGCCCUAAAUAUCUAACCCAGCCUCCAAAUUCAGAGAGCUUGGGUAGGGGGGACUUUCCAAUUGACACUUGCUGGCUGGGGACAACUCUGUGGCCUUGUGUUCAUUUUGGCCUUUCGUCCAUAGGCAAAAGUAGUUUUCACAACUUACCUUUUACUAUAAGGAUAAAGAAGAAACUAUUUGCAGUGCUGAUGUGGCAGAUAGGGAAAGCAGAGGUUUUGUGGCUUGUGACGUUAGUGCUUCCAAUUGGCGUUUAGGGGUAGCCUGUUGGUUUGGCAUGCCCUUGACAGUGCUUCAGUUGUGGAUGUUAUCUUUUAAACAGUGUGGAUGGGGUUGGGGGAGGGAGGGGGGGAUGACAAUGAAAAAUUGAGAUGUUUUGCCAGACUUGGUGUUACAUUGAUGACUGCCAGCAUUUUGAAUAGCUUUUAGAUUAGAUCAGGAGGCCUGUUUGAAACAAUGACCACCCAGAUUCCCGGACUGGACCGGGGGAAACUGCACACCGAAGUAGCAGUUUUAGCACCUGGUCAUGUUCCAACAUAACAACUCUGUCACAGCACAGUUGGUGCUUCUGCACCAGAGAAACAAAUAUGAGCCGACUCUGGCUUGUGUCUGUAACUACCAGAAUGAGGAAGGUUUCAGGUUUUACCGGUUUUAUCUUUAGCAUUAGCUACAAUUAGCUGCCCUUAACAGCUUUGAGGCUGUUAAGGGCAGCUAAUUGCCGCUAAUUCCAGUUUGAAAGUCCAACUGAUAAUAUGUUACUUUACUCUUUACUCAAAGUGUGUUCAGUUCUAUGCCAUGUUUCUUGAUUUGAUAGUAGUAGAUGAUAAAAGGAACAGGAGCAGGAAAAAUCAUGAUGUCGGAGGUUAUGACCACUCAAGUGAGAAUUGGAAUUAGUAGAUAAAUCAAGGCUACUGAUAAUAUCUGCAAGAAUUGUGGCGUAAGUCUGGAAGUCCCCCCUUCACACCAGUUUGAACCACGGUUUGAACCCCUCUAUGUCCGGGCCUAUGUUUAAUCCCCAGUCCCAGUGCUCUGCUGACCCUAGCCUUAUGAGCCCUGAACUAGAGUCUAUAGCCCCUCUUCCCAGCCUCUUGCCCCACUUAAGCGGUCCCACAGAUGCAAUUUGAACAUUCACACUUCUACCAAUGUGCCUUUUUAGAGUUCAUAUCAUUCGAGUUGCCAGAGGAGGACAUUUACCUGGUCUUUUAAUAGGAUGCAAGCUUAGGGAAACCUGUUCUUAGUCGUUAGGUUCUAUGCAGUCAGGUUUUUUACCAGACCUGGGAAUUUGAAAAAAGCUAAAAAGGAAAAAAAAAAAGUAUUUUUUGGAUAAAAAAAAAACUAAACUGUAUUUAAUGUACUGUACGCUUAUAUGUAAGUAGACAGCGUGUUCUGGCUUCAAGCCAAUGGGACAGAUGCUUGAUUUAGCAAGACUACCCCCCAUCCCAGUCCUCCCCAUCCCCCAACUCCAGCCCCACUUUCCUGUUCCGAGCCCCAACCCUGUUUCCACGGUGAACAACGCGUCUCUUCUUGUAUUAUAGCUUAUCAGCUUUUUAUCAAUAUUUGAUCGGCUUGUCCAUGAGCCAAUGUAGUCUUCAGUACAAAGUGUGUGGUUGUAUGUUGUAAAACUAAUUUUCUUUUUUGUUCCCCCUCCCUCUCUCUUUCUCUCUCUUGCUCUCUUUUAUAAGAAGAAUCUUUUCUCUUAUUACUUUUUUUGUCUGUUCUGGUUUACAUGUCUAUUACAGAAAAUGUAAAAAACAAAACAAAAAAAAAGACAAACACAAAAAAAACACAAUUCGCUAUCCGGCAGCAUUGUUAACUGUCGGUGGUCAUUUUGACGCGGUUAAAAUUCUACCCAAUCAACAGGAAGGCACGGAAACUGGAAAAGAAUCUAUUUGAAUAAAUCAAUCUAUAUAUAAAUGUACAAAAAAAUAUAUACAAUAUAUAACGAGGGUGCCGUUUUCUGUUAUUUUUUUAAUUUUCCGUUGCAAAGGGAGUAUUUGCUUGGCAAGGAGUUCUUUUCUCAAAGACUGAACUGGCGGAAGUUGGCGAGGCCCCUCAGUGUUAUAAAUUUUCAACUGACUUCGUUGUAUUCUCCGUUGUUGCCACCCUCUGACUAGUACGGCACCCUGCGCAGGACAAAAUGGGACCGGAGUUCCAUCAGCUCCAUUCACUGCUAUCUAUCCAAGGCAACAACAACACACAGACAUUUGUAAAUUGUAUGCAACAAAAUGGCAAACUUUACCAUUAUUUUGAAAUUGUGUAUGUAAAAGUUAUAUUUUUACAUGUAGACUGUUGUUAUUUUGUGUUUUAGAAAUAUGUUGUAUUGGUUUUUUUCUUUUGUUAAAAGAUGAAAAAGUAAAAUUCAGUGUGUGUUGAAAAAAUGUGUCACAUUGAAAAUGUAGUGAGGUCAAAAGUUCAGAAAUCAGUUUUUUUAAUUAUUAUUUUUCAAUAUUAUGUUUAUAUCUGUGGGGGGCAUUUUGAGGGUUAGAGGGAGGAAUCAGAAAUCAUGAAAGGGAUAUGACAUUAAUUCUCCAUGCCUCAUGACAUUACAUUUUUAAUUGUAUUUUUUCGCAGAGAUGUGUGUAAAUAGCCAUCAGCCAUUUUCUGUGGGGUGAAGAUUUGCCAGUGAGACACGAUGAUCAUGAUGAUGAACUUGUUUUGAUUUUUUAGUGCGGUCGUAUUCGUCCGGUUACAGUAGCCAGGUGCCAAGUUUUUGUUUCGAUCAGUGGUGCUCUGUACUGUUUGUGGUUUUGGUUGGCAACAUCUGAAGUGUAACUCAAACUGUCGUCUCCGCUUGCAUCAAGCAUCACUUGUACCAGAGCCGAUGUUAGUCAUUUGUUUUGCGCGAUUUAAGAAAUUUGUUUUAAAUUUCUUUAAAAAAAAUAAUAAUUCAAAUUUUUUGCAAUAACAAAGAAAUUGAAAAUCUGAAACAUAAGCGAUGAUGAAAUCUUGACUGAGGUACCCAAAGAGUGUUCACAAUUUGCAUUGAUUUUGUCGCCAGGUUGCGAGCCAGCUCUGACUGCUGUGCAUGUAUUUUCCUUAUGAUGGCAUAUAAAUGUGGAUGAAAAAAAAGAUCCUUAACACCUGAUUCAAGAUUAAUGGGAACAUUUUGUUUGGAGAUUAGAGCUUUGCUAAAGCUCUGGUUACACAGGACUAAAGACUGGCUGGCAAUUCCCUGGCAACCACAGAUCACUAAGAAAAAAAUGUGUAUUCCCCAACCAGUUGAGAGUGGUUGCUCAAGAGUUCUUGCAUUUGCUAGGGAAAACUGUUUGCAAAGAGCUUUAUGGUGUUGCACUGAAAACCUCCUUGUGAUUGCGUUGGUUGCUAGCAGAAUACAACGGUAGUUGUAGUUUACAUGGCAAUGUGGACUCACCAGCUACUUGCCAAAUGGUAGUAAAACUGUGGAAAGUGCAAUGCAAACAACAGCUAUGUGAAUUUAAAGUAAAAGUUGAGCAUUUUGGAAAAAUAAUGUUGGCUGCAGAGGUUAAGCAUAACUUUUCCAAGUUUCACUAUGAUUUGUCCACAUCGUCCAUGCAAAUUGCAGACAACCAUGGCAAUCUAUUCAGGUCAGUUGAAUUUUAUUUAUAUAGCACCAAAUCACAACAACAGUUGAGUCAAGGCACUGUAGCGACUGAAGCAAUCAUAAGGAGGUUUUUUUGUAUAGCGCCCUCUUUGCGAUCAAUUGUAAUUAACAGCUGUCAGCAACCACUUUGCUUAUCGACCAGAGGUUGCCAGGUUGCCAACCGGACUUUGAGGCCAGUCUGACUGAGGCCUAAUAUAAAGAAGCAGGUCAUCAGCAAAUAAUCGUAUCAGCUAUUUCCCCAAAAAGAACUCAGAUGAUGUGCAAGGCAGUUUCAGUCAUUUGUUUCUAGUGUUUGCCAUUGAAAUUGAGCCUUUUUGUCAGCAGGAAAAGCUACUUAGAAUUGGACCUAGGUUAAACACAAGGAUUGAAUCUGUCAGUGCAAGUGCUACAUGUAUUUUUUAAGUAAUGUUAUUUUUGCGAUGCUUCAUUUCAUAUUUUCUCUUUGUUAUAUAAUCAAGUCAUCUCCAGAAUUACAGUACCUUCAUUUUUUGUUACCCCUGGUGUUCUUAUUAGCCAAAAUGUUAACAUUUUUGUUUCUUUUUCCUCCUUGUUGUACAUACACACCUCAUUUCUCUUUUUCAGUGACUGUGCCAUGAGCUUUGUAAUCUGUUACUCUGUACCAGUUUUACUGCAAUAAUGAGUUGAAUUCAAAAUGGCCACUCCUGUCCUUUGUUUUUCCAGGAAACGUUUUUCUAUUUUCUCACAACUCUAAGGCUAAGUGAGCAUUUGGGUACAUUCCACAGAUGAGCACUUGCCAAGAUCAGUAGCACAAUAAAGUUGGUAUAUUUGUAUCAUAGAAAAAUGCAGUUUCAAAAGAUUUAAAAAAAAUAUACUCAACAUUUUUCCAGACGACUUCCUGCAUAACUUAUCAUAAAUGGAAAUAACAAAUGAACAAUCAGUUUUUCCACUGCCAGAAAGAGUGCAUUUAAAAUUCCUCACAAUAUUUAUGAUAAUUUCUUUAUGCUGUCUUAUCAGUUUCAUAUUCAUAAAUCAGUGUAGUUGUCUUACUAAACCCACACUAGUAUUUUAGCUGUUUUGUGUUGUGCUGAUGAAGGCACAUAAAGGUUAUUUCACAUUUCAAAAGGGCCUAUAUGAAGAAAAAGAGCACACAGCCAAGAGAUUUUCUAAUUUCUGAGACAAUCUGAAGUAAAUCUCUUUUAGACAGCGAUAGUUUAGUGUUCAGUGCUAUGAGAAGAAAAUCAAAAAAUUUCUGUCAAUUCCAGAUUAUUUGCUCAUAGUUGAAAUCACUGAUGUUAAGUGCCAGCUAACCAUUCCUAGCACACAUUUUCACCCAUAUCCAGUAAGAAGAUGGUUAUCGGUUUUAUCUUUGUGCAUCCAAAGUGUUACCAGGUGUAUGAUAGUUAUUGUAUUUGUACAAUAAGUUAGCUCUUUGUACAAUGUACAAUCAAUAAUUCUAAAAACCCCUAAAUGUAUGAUCAUUUUGAUGUCAUAGUGUCAUCAUCUUUUUUUCCAUAAGAGUAAAAUGUUACAGAACUAA
Molecule: messenger RNA, 9848 nt
Organism: Oreochromis niloticus (Nile tilapia)
Lineage: Eukaryota; Metazoa; Chordata; Actinopteri; Cichliformes; Cichlidae
Gene: tcf4
Product: transcription factor 4
Exons: 20
Coding region: 770-2884 (704 amino acids)
Biological process (GO): regulation of transcription by RNA polymerase II
Cellular component (GO): transcription regulator complex; chromatin
Molecular function (GO): DNA-binding transcription factor activity, RNA polymerase II-specific; RNA polymerase II cis-regulatory region sequence-specific DNA binding; protein dimerization activity
Source: RefSeq, a predicted model, not a curated record